GGAAAUCUGUAUUUGCGCAUAGCCGAGGGAAAAGGAAUAGCCACAAAAACAAAGUUUUGAAAACGUGAAAUAAAGAGUUAAAUGAGUCCUUAAACAGAGGCAGUUGAAGGUUUAGAAUGAGUUACAAUCUGUCGGAGGAUCUGGAGAGGAAACCAGUGUGUUUCAAGGAUAGAGAUACUCCUGCAAGCCAUGUAGAUUCAGUUUAGAUACCCGGGAGCAGAUAUAGAUACAGAUACACACCGCUAGAAGAAUCUAGAGCACAUCCCGUCAUCCGCCAUGAAGGUGUUUCGGUUGAGAUUGGUGAAGCUCCUCCUGCUGGGGUUCCUGCUGGCCAACCUGGUGUUCUUCUAUUACACAUGGAACACGUUACUUUGGCGCCGGAUAAGUAGAGCUCUCUCCGGGGAAUCCCCUGCACCCGAGGAACCUCCGAAGGCCGCCAAACUUUCGGCGAAGGAUAAGCUGCGAAAUGCCAACAAACACAUAAGGAAGUCCAUCACCAUCGUGUUCUACGGUCACUACAACUUCGAGCAGGAUCUGCGAGCGAGCAUCGAUAGCAUCCUGGAUGUGAUACCCAACAUGCCGAUCCUGGUGCUCCAAGACGGCGGAGCGGAGUAUGCCUAUCCCCCAGUUAGCUACGAACGGAAUCUAACCGCCGGCGAGGAGAGCACGGUGGUGUUCAAGAGCCUGGCCUUCGAUGUGCGACACACGCGGCAGGAGCUGAAUCCCUUGGCCUCCAUCCGCACCAAGUAUGUCCUCAUCAUGCCGGACAGCGUGCGGCUGAGCAGCAAGAACAUCCUGCAGAAGAUCCUGCGCGAGAUCAACUCACUGGGCUUGCCAGGUCAGCCCAAGGAGCAGAGGCCACCUGUUCCGCCGGAGGAAACGGUGCGCCGAAUGGUGCUUGUUCCCUUCGCAGGAAACCUCAAGACCUUCAGCAGCUGCGUCCGGAUGACACUGGAUCUGCCGGACUGGACCCUCGAACUGGUGGCCACCAACGACAGCAAGCGAUGUGAUUUGUUCCUGCAAAAGCACGCAAUCCUGCUGGAUGCCACGGUCCUAGGAGCAAUGCCCGAGCCCUUCAGCCUGCCCUUUCCGGAAAUGCUCUACAUGCAGGCCAAAAUAGCCAACCUGUCGACCACGGUGUUCCCACAAGCAUUCCAGGAGGGUCGCCGUCUCUUCGCCUCCUUUCACACAAAACAAAGGAGGAUGGAUCUGCGUCGCCGGCAGUUUAGGGAAAUGUACAAAAAGCUGCAGAUCAAAAGGAUCGUGAGACGGGCCUACAGGGUUCCUGGAAAGGCUCAGGCGAGGGAGGUUUGGGGCCAGGGUCACGGGUUAGUCCUAGAUGGACAGUUCUCAUCCUCGAAUACCUCACUGCCGCUGAUCACCGACAUUGACUUGUUCGGCUGCGAAAGGACCACCAAAUCCUGCAUAGGAAGUGUGUACAAUGAGAGGCCCUACUACUCCUAUUUGGGGAAGCAUACUCCACCCUGCUGCCUGGACAAGCUGAGGACCACCUUCAAUCACGUCCUGGAGGAAUUCGAGAACGUGGGCAUUCGCUACUGGCUGGACAAUCGGGCUCUGCAAAGUGCCAUCGAAACGAACCACCUUUCUCCGGAUGCCUACGACAUCGAUAUUAGCUUUAAUGUCCAGGAUCUGGAGCGAUCCAACGCGAUGAAGAAGUCGCAGAGCAAACCCUACGUGGAUAACGAGGGAUUCUACUGGAUCAAGGCCACCGAUGGUCACUAUUUCCGUGUCCAGUUCUCCAAACCCAACCAGGUGGGUGUGAAUCUUCUGCCCUAUUCGAUCAGUGGAACGGAGGCGAAGGCCAGUGGAUUCUUUGGCUGGAAGGCCACCACCUUCUCGGCGGACUACCUGCAUCCCAUGUCCACUGUGCUUUUCCUCGGGAAAAGCGUCAUGUGCCCAAAUAACGUGCUCGAGUAUCUGGAGGAGAAGCACAUCAAGGUGAGAUCCGCAGACUUGGAUGCGGACGAGGAUUGAGCCAGCUUACACUCUUAAAAAAUAUUGUCUGUGAAAGGGAAUUAUUGAUUUUUGGUUCCUGACAUCUACUUUUUAUCUGCUGAAUGCUGAGAUUAUUGUUUCAGAUGGGUGACUAUUACAAGCGUGAUUUUUAUGGAAUGAGACAUUAUAGGAAAAAAGCAAUCUGUCUGGAAGUUUUCAAUUACAGAUUUUUCUUUAGGCCAAACACCAAACACUGGACUUGAUAACCCACAGAAAACAUAAAGAGUAAACUAUUUUGUAAUCAUUUUGGGCUGGAGAUUUAAAGAAGAUCUUUUAAACCACUAAUGUUUUUGUGGAACACCACGGAUUUGACUACAGUGCUAUUGAAUGUUUAUUUCUGUUCUAAGCAUUUAUACAAUUUUGUGACAUUUACAUUGAAUCUAAGUUCCUUUUGUUGGUAGACUUCGAUUACACGUUGAUAGCUAAUUUUUUGUUAGAUUAAUAGGAACAUAACACAACACAAGACGGAAGAAUCAAGAUUCUUUUAGAACCAGCAGAUCUAUAUGUGUAAAAUAAAAUACAUACAAUCAGA
Molecule: messenger RNA, 2548 nt
Organism: Drosophila ficusphila
Lineage: Eukaryota; Metazoa; Arthropoda; Insecta; Diptera; Drosophilidae
Product: fukutin-related protein
Exons: 3
Coding region: 277-1995 (572 amino acids)
Biological process (GO): protein O-linked glycosylation via mannose
Cellular component (GO): Golgi apparatus
Source: RefSeq, a predicted model, not a curated record